CUUAAUAUUUAUAUUAAUGACAUUUUUGUCGCUUAAAUAGUGUAUAUUAUACACAAUUAUACAGUUAUAUACAGUGUAUAUACAGUUAUAUAUGAUUUAUAUGAAUACUAGCCGUGUAUUAAGUUGAAGUCACAGCGUUUAGUUGCCGAAUCAGUUCAUACAAUACAAUGCAUUCAAAUCAUGCACACAAUACCCGCCGGAGAGCCAAACAAAAGCGAUAUGAGAGAGCAGUCGAGUGACACAAGUGUUUAUUUGGUGUGUUUUAGUGUAUGAUUAGUGGCUUCUGUCGGGAGGGAUAUGUCCGACGAAUUAGUGGCCAUUGGUUUGCCCUCCGAUUUGGCCCUAUCUUACGAACAGUACAGAGACGAUGACUGUUCGGCCAUCGAUGCCAUCAAUUUGUUUGACGUCGACCUCGACAUCGAUGUCGAUGUCGACGAAUUGGCCGAAGACUUUAAUGACUACUCUAUGUAUGAGAACCGCACGGGUCUGGCGGAGGACAUGAAGUUUUUGGCCUCAAUGCCCGAACUCUGCGACAUUACAUUCCUCGUCGGUGAGACCCGAGAGCCGGUCUGCGCUGUGAAGGCGGUGUUGGCGGCGCGAAGCAGAGUGUUUCACAAACUACUGUACGGCCAAAAGCAGCACCAAAUUCCCGGAACCGGUAAUACCGGGAGCGGCGGUAACGCCAAAGAAACCAUAGCUAAGAAAAAAGAAUCGCCAAAAGAUACUAAAUUAAAACUUUUUCUCAAACGCUCGUCAGAACCCAUCUUAAAUGGAUUGCCUUUUAAUCAACAACAGCCUUCAGUGCAAACCCACCAAACGAUGAUCAUCGAGGAGUUCGAGCCCGACGUCUUCAGACAACUCAUUGAAUACAUACACACGGGUUGUGUUACACUACAGGCCAGGACUCUCUUA
Medioppia subpectinata is the source of this 912-nucleotide messenger RNA. The record is from the annotation of a GenBank genome assembly. NCBI's taxonomy places the organism in Eukaryota, Metazoa, Arthropoda, Arachnida, Sarcoptiformes, Oppiidae.